AGAGGCGGGCAGCGCUAAAAGUCAGAACUGUGACAGUGGUUAGGAUUCAGAAUAAUUUAAGAAGGGAUUUUUAAGCGACAGGACAAGACAGUUUUUCUAGGACAUACCAAAAGAGACGUGUUUAUAUUUCUCAGGAAAACUGGUCAAAUCGGACAAACAGCACAAACACCAACGUAUUGAUACACUGAUAACUGAUUGAUCUUCGCCUGGCUCGCCUAAAGUUGUUGGUUUAGCAACGAUGCCUCGUUCUUUUCUGGUGAAGAGCAAGCGGUGUCCGUCUUACAACACGCACAGGUUUGCAGACGAGGAGCAACUCGAACCUAAAGACCCGUCAGAGAAAACAAAUGAUUCAAAACCAGGGCAGCCGGACCCUCAGGACCACAGGGAUUUGGAGCACCCCCAGGGGGUUGGUCGUGCCAGCCAUCACGACUCCUUUCCUCCGAUUAAACCUGAACAGGAGACCAACUGCCCUGUGCUAGCCCACCCCGAGCACCCCAUGCCCACCGUGGUGUCCCGGGGCACCUACUUCAACCCAGAACCCCAGCUCCCCGAAUUCCACCCCUACUACAAGUCCCCGUUUGCCUGGGACCCCGUGCACCCGUCCUAUGACUUUCGGCAGAUGGGGUUUUCCCCCUCGCUGCUGCAGCACGCCAGCUCCCUGUACGGGGCGCACAUCAAACAGAGCUCCGAGACGCCCCAGCCCCUGGACUGCAGCACGCACUACUCCCCAAACUCUGACACCUACCACUGCAUCACCUGUGACAAGGUGUUCUCCACCCCACACGGGCUGGAGGUCCAUGUCCGCCGCUCCCACAGUGGCACGCGGCCGUUCGGCUGCAGCGUGUGUCGCAAGACCUUCGGCCACGCGGUCAGCCUGGAGCAGCACAUGAACGUGCACUCCCAGGAGAGAAGCUUCGAGUGUAAGAUGUGCGGGAAGACCUUCAAGCGCUCCUCCACCCUCUCCACCCACCUGCUCAUCCACUCAGACACCCGGCCGUACCCCUGCCAGUUCUGCGGCAAGAGGUUCCACCAGAAGUCUGACAUGAAGAAGCAUACCUACAUACACACAGGAGAGAAGCCCCAUAAGUGCCAGGUUUGUGGCAAAGCUUUCAGCCAGAGCUCCAACCUGAUCACGCACAGCCGCAAGCACACCGGAUUCAAGCCCUUCGGCUGCGAGAUCUGCGCCAAGGGCUUCCAGAGGAAGGUGGACCUCCGGAGGCACCACGAGAGCCAGCACGGCCUGAAAUGAGGGGGGCGGGAGAGGGGGAGAGAGGGAGACAUGAUUUGAUCCAACAACAGGCACCACGAGAGC
Messenger RNA from Conger conger (European conger), 1312 nucleotides. It is a transcript of the gene gfi1b, whose product is annotated as growth factor independent 1B transcription repressor. Lineage: Eukaryota; Metazoa; Chordata; Actinopteri; Anguilliformes; Congridae. Gene Ontology annotation, molecular function: RNA polymerase II cis-regulatory region sequence-specific DNA binding; DNA-binding transcription factor activity. The record is from RefSeq and is a predicted model, not a curated record. The transcript is spliced from 7 exons. Gene Ontology annotation, biological process: regulation of transcription by RNA polymerase II. Bases 239 to 1249 code for a protein of 336 amino acids.